AUGGUGGAGUACUAUCAGCAGCCCAAUAAUUAUAGUUAUCAACGACAGCAGCCCGGCUAUGAUUACACCCAGCAGGAGGAAGAAUGGGAUCGUGAGGGGCUGCUCGAUCCAGCCUGGGAAAAGCAGCAAAAAAAAGUGAGCCGUUAA
Molecule: messenger RNA, 147 nt
Organism: Gongylonema pulchrum
Lineage: Eukaryota; Metazoa; Nematoda; Chromadorea; Rhabditida; Gongylonematidae
Source: the annotation of a GenBank genome assembly